AUGUCUUACAACUAUCAAAAGUUCCUCGAGAACGACCGCUACUCCGAUGAUCCGGAGAACUCACAGCCACCACCUUCGAGUCAGCCUCGUGUUUCCCGCUUUGAGUCCGACCGGCGGCGCGAACGCGGUCUAUAUCAGCUUGAUGACAUUCCGACUCGGUCCCAGGCUCCUCGUACACAUGGUACUCAGGCCGAAUGGGGUGAAGUCCAGCAGCUCCGUCAGCAGGUUACAGACCUAGCAUCCAUGGUCUCUUCUCUGGUCGGAUCACUGCAGGCUCGACCCACUCCUGUUCCAACCCCGAAGCCUUUGAUCACGAUCAAACCCGACCCUGAUGCGCCUAGCGAGGCUGCCACGGGGCCAGAGAACGGCCUCCCCGCGCCGCCUUCGGUGCCUGCUCUCAUCAGGGGCCACGACACCGUCUCCGGCCUCCAGUUCGACGACGAUCCCGAUCUAGAACUCCACCCGGACGACUACAGCCCCUGUAGCUAUACGUGGACCAUCUCCGACUGGAGUCUCCACGUCGACGCGCAAACUCUCGCCACCGGGAUGCAAGGCGGCCGUCCGAAGGGGGUCCAGGGCCGAUCAGCGCAAUCGAAGGACAUCAACGUCUGCAAUACAUACCUCGUCAAUAAUCUAGGCGAGCCGAUCUCGGGCAGGCAGGCCGAAGCUGUGCGUGCUAAGAUGAAGGCCACGUGGUUUACCCUUCUGAAGCACCACCGCGGCGCGCUCCUACCCCAGACCUGGGGUCAGAUGGACAGUGGCACUCUUACUUGGUUUAUUGCAGCUAACCGUCGUGUUUCCCCAGUGCUCCGGUUGUGCGGCGACAAUUGGAAGCUGCUGGAGCUCGGGAAGCACUACUACUCCGGAUGGCGGGACCAAUACGCGCCUUGGUUAAAAUCGGGGUCUGGCGACAACAACAAGUCCGCUCGCCUAUCGAAGCAAGGCAACACUAAAAAUGCCAUGCCCAGUUCGUCGAAGCGCGUGAGGUCCGACGAUACCGCCGAGGACGUCCCUGACACCGCGAUCGGCUCCGUGCCUGGCCCUUCGAAGCGCGCGAGGACCGACUCAAGCGAGAGCGCGGCCACCUCAUCUACCUCGCUGUCACACAGCUCUUCGACUUCGGCAAGCAGCUUUGAUGCCUCGGGAAGUGCGGAUGACCCUCUAGCGCUUUCUACUCCGCUGGCUGACGCGCUCGCCAAAUACCCAUCGAGCGACGCGCCGCCGCUCUCCGUGAAAGGGAAGGGGAAAGCUAAGGCAGGCAAGGUACACGCAGGAACGCCUUGCGUGGCGACAUCUCCUCCCGCCAGCAUUGCGAACAUCGACAGCGGGACCCUGCCUGUGAAUACAGGGCACAUCUCUCCCUCUAUCCCAGCUCCUGACCUCGUUCCGCCUCCAAUCGAGGCAACUAUCCCGACACCGACGGCGAUCAGCACCCCUCAGCCAGCACCGGAGGACGCUAUUUCUCCUACCCUCGUCGACGUCCAACCUCCGAGUGAGCAGGCAACGUCGACUCCGAUGGCCUGCGAUGCUCCUCAACCAGCCAGCGAGAUUGUCGAGCAAUCUAUUCCAAUCGCACCAGAGGGUAACGCGCCGACGAGUGGACGAGCGCAACGGAAUGGCAAAAAAAAUAACAUAUCGCUUACAUCAUGA
Messenger RNA from Coniophora puteana RWD-64-598 SS2, 1650 nucleotides. RefSeq lists its product as uncharacterized. The coding region runs from base 1 to 1650 and encodes 549 amino acids. The transcript has 5 exons. NCBI's taxonomy places the organism in Eukaryota, Fungi, Basidiomycota, Agaricomycetes, Boletales, Coniophoraceae. The record is from RefSeq and is a predicted model, not a curated record.